AUGUCCACCUCGCUUGGGGCGGUGGGCGGGUUUUGCGCCGGUGCGGCGAUGCUAAUCGAUUUUAGUCGCCUGACUUCGACCGCAUAUGUGUACUCCGCUUCUUUGCCACCCUACCUGAGUGCAUCUGCCUUGGCGGUGUUGGAACUCAUCGACAAGGACUCUAGCCACACGGACAAACUACAGGAAAACUCUAAACUUAUUCGUCAAUCUCUCCGAAAAGCCAAGGUUGAUCCGAACAAGAUUGCAAUGAUCGAGUCUAACAACGACGUAUCCCCAUUGAUUUAUCUCAAGGUUUCGGAUGCCUACAUCAAGGAAGUGACCCAUGAGGUGGUUGAAGAGAAAUUACAAGAGGUCGUCAAUAUAGUCGCAGAGGAUAAAAUUAUCAUUCUUCGGCACCUUUACAUAACCAAUGAACGUGCCUUGGGUUUCCCCGCUUUGGUUAUAGUGGCCAAGAGUCAACUUAAGGAGGAUAAACUAAAGGACUCUAUGGAUGUCAUUGUACGGGCACUGGAGAAGGAGUUUUCAUAA
Messenger RNA from Phytomonas sp. Hart1, 528 nucleotides. The record is from the annotation of a GenBank genome assembly. NCBI's taxonomy places the organism in Eukaryota, Euglenozoa, Kinetoplastea, Trypanosomatida, Trypanosomatidae.